Magallana angulata is the source of this 910-nucleotide messenger RNA. RefSeq names its product transcription intermediary factor 1-beta-like. Bases 1 to 891 code for a protein of 296 amino acids. The record is from RefSeq and is a predicted model, not a curated record. Gene Ontology annotation, cellular component: chromatin; nucleoplasm. Lineage: Eukaryota; Metazoa; Mollusca; Bivalvia; Ostreida; Ostreidae. Gene Ontology annotation, molecular function: zinc ion binding; ubiquitin-protein transferase activity. Gene Ontology annotation, biological process: positive regulation of DNA-templated transcription. The transcript has a single exon.
AUGGCGGUGGAAAGGAAAACUGUUGGUAAAUAUGUGCCUUUUAAUUGUCCAAUUUGUUUGGAGCCGAUCAAAAAACCAAAAUGUCUUCCUUUUACACACACUUUCUGUGAAGCAUGCCUGCAAUCCUAUAUAACCAGGGCUUCUAUUGGCAAAGAAGAAGCGAAAUUGGAAUUCAGCUGUCCGGUAUGUAGGCGAAUGACGGGGUGUCCCAAACAGGAUGCACCCGUAGAGGAAUGGGCAAAACAUUUCCCCGCACAUACGUUCCUUAACUCACUGAACCUGCUAAUGGGAGAUAAACCUGAUGACAACCCGUGUGCUGUGUGUCUUCGUGAUAACAAACAGGUCAAAGCAGAAAACUGGUGCCGCGAAUGUCAGGAGUUUAUAUGCGUGUUUUGUACAGGCCAACACCGAAUAUUUGUCAGCCUUCAAAAUCACAAAAUAUCAGGAAUACCCGCAAUGCAUGACAGAGAUGAAAAUAUGCAAGUUCCAGACUUAGACGAACCAUGCUGUUCGCAUAUGGGUAAAUUAAUGGAAGUAUUUUGUUUGGAUCAUGACAAACUUUGUUGCAGCAUAUGCUUUGCGACAAAGCAUAGACACUGCGAGCGUUUUGAAACAUUAGAAGAAAUAGUUAGAGAAAUGCCAAUGACAAAUGUUGACUGGAAUAUCGGUGUUCUAAAUAAAAUAGCUAAGGUAACUGAAGACUUGAUAGAACAAAAAGUACGUACAAUCAAAGAAACUAAUGCAAGAAAGGACACAAUCCUGACAAAUGUUUAUAAUGAAAUUGAAAAUCUUAAAUCCCGGCUUGAUGAAUGUCAGCAACAGUUUGAGAAGUCAUUUAUAAAAUCACAUGAAGAAAAUGAAGAGAAGCAAAGCAAUGCGUCUUUGAUUUAAAGCAAUUCCUGCUGACUGU